Psylliodes chrysocephalus is the source of this 1962-nucleotide messenger RNA. The record is from the annotation of a GenBank genome assembly. Lineage: Eukaryota; Metazoa; Arthropoda; Insecta; Coleoptera; Chrysomelidae.
AUGACAGCAGAAUUACUUGAAAAGUGGUUUAAUGAACAGCUUUUACCUAACGUUCCACCACAGUCAGUAAUCAUUAUGGACAACGCAUCCUACCACUCGCGGCAACUUCUUAAAAUACCAAAUAGUAGCAGUAACAAAGCUCAAAUUUUAGCUUUUGUGUAUGAACAAAAUAUUCCUAUUCCUUCCAGUGAUCGUAAAAAAGGCUCAACAUACAAAAAAUUGCUUACUGUUAUUAAAGAGUUAAUAUGGGCAAACGUAAAAUCAGAAUUACGAAAAUGUAAUCAGUCUCCAGAACUGAGUAAAGAGGUUGUAGAACUCGUAAAGAAAGUUUUAGCAGCAGACCGCCAAGAGCGUUGGAAAAACUGUGUUGAAGAUGUUAUCAAAGAAGAUGAGGAUAUUAUGCAAAAGGGUGGAAAUGUUAUAGAUACAGUCAUUGCUACGGCGUUCUGCGAGGGCGUGGUCAACCCGAGUACAAUGGGUAUAGGAGGUGGUUUCUUGGCAACGUUUUAUCAGAAAAAAACGGGAGAAGUGUUUAGUUUUAACGCUAGAGAAUCAGCUCCAGCUCUUGCUUCGGAGGAUAUGUUUAAAAAGAACACUUCGCUGUCUGGAAGUGGUGGUUUAUCGGUGGCUAUUCCCUCUGAAGUGCGAGGCUACUGGCAUCUUUAUAAAAAAUGGGGAGGCGGAGUACCGUGGCGAUACCUGGUGGAACCAACAAUUAAAUUGUGCAAAGAAGGUAUUCCUAUGAACGAACUGACAGAAAAAAAUGCAAAAAAUCAGAUUGAAGCCAUUCGAGCUGAUCCUGGAUUAAGGGCAAUUUUUAUAGAUCCCGCCACUGAUCAAAUAUACAAAUAUGGCCAGCUGUAUAAGAGACCCAAGUUAGCUCACACCUUAAGAAUAAUCGCAAAAGAAGGAGGCGAUGCUUUAAACGGAGGCUCUUUGACAAAAGCUCUAGCUAAGGACAUUCAGGACAAGGGAGGUAUAGUCACUGUAAAGGAUCUGGUCAAUUACAAGCCAGAAAUCAUGAAACCGGUUCAUACUCAAAUACUCGAUAAGGAUAUAUUUUCCAUCCCAGUACCAGGAUCCGGUGCAGUUUUAACCUAUAUUAUGAACAUUCUGGAAAAUUCUCUUGAUACCAAUAACCACGUAUCAACUUUAAACUACCAAAGAUUGGCUGAAGCAUUGAAAUUCGCAUAUGGACAAAGAAGUCGAUUGGGCGAUAGCGGUUUUGUUGAAGGUGUUCACGAAUUGGUUGACAAACUGAUUUCCAAAAAAUACGCCGAAGAAACCAGAUUCAAAAUAAGCGAUAACAAAACUUUUGAUGAUCCUGAUUAUUACGGAUCAUACACCGAAUCCAAAGAAGACCAUGGAACCGCUAACAUUUGUGUAUGGGGUCCCGAUGGAGAUGGUAUAUCGCUUACAAGUAGUAUUAAUUUUAUUUUUGGAGCUGCUUUUGCGUCAAAAAGCACAGACAUUAUUUUAAAUAAUUCAAUGGACGACUUUUCAAGUCCUGGUAUAACAAAUGUCUAUGGAUACCCACCGUCUCCAGCUAAUUUUAUUAGACCCGGAAAACGUCCCCUAUCCUCUAUGAGCCCGUCUAUUAUUCUGGAUAAGGAUAAGGAGCUUUUUAUGGUUGUAGGUGGUGCUGGUGGAAGUAAAAUUAUAUCUAGUGUUGCUCAGGUGAUAAUAAAUAGGCUGUUUUUCAAUAUGGAUGUCAGAAGCGCUUCGAAUUUGAAGAGGAUUCACCAUCAACUUAUUCCGAUGACUCUCUAUAUGGAAGACGAAUGGUUAAUAGAAGAUGAAGAUGUAGUUCUUAAUCUGAAAGAAAUAGGCCACAACGUAACCUUUACUGCAGCUGACGGAUUUGUAGCAGUAACAGCUAUAUCUGUAGACGACGCCAGGAGAUCAGAACUGAUAGGAGUCCACGACAAAAGAAGACUGGGAUCUGUUGCUUAUUUAAAAUAG